AUGACAACCACCGUGCCCUUAAUAUACUCGUUCCCCGAGUUUGAAGGCGUGGCCGACGCUGUGGCCGACCAUGUCAUUCUGGCACAGAAUUUGACCUUGUACAACACGUUGGAUAAGGCGGCAAUCGCCGAGGCCAAGAGAAUUGCAGCUGCGCGCCCGCAAUUGACGGAAAUGGCGUCGUCCACAUCGAUCGGCGGCUCCAGCGCCGGCAGCAGCUCGCUCCGCAACUCCAGAAGUCUUAACCAGAGCAACAGCAACCUCAAUCUCGCCGGCGAAGGAGGGAGCGGCCGCCGGGGCCCCAAGAGCAAGAAACGCGCCGAAUUGCGGUUCAAGGUGGCGCUCAGCGGCGGUUCGCUCAUCAAAAUUUUGCACCAAGGCUUGUUGUCGAGGCAGGAGGAGAUCGAGUGGGACAAGUGGGACAUCUACUUUGCCGACGAGCGGUUGGUCCCAUUCGAAAGCCCGGACUCGAACUACGGCUCCGCCAAGAGACAGAUUUUCGACUUGAUCUCGGGCUCGAAAAAGCCACGUGUUUUCCCCAUCGAUGAGCUGUUGAUUGACGAUCCGCAAGAGUGCGCCGACAGCUACGAGAAACUACUCAUCGACAACUUCGCCCGCAAGGACAGCGUCAAGUUGCCCAUGUUUGACUUGUUGCUUCUUGGCUGUGCGCCCGAUGGCCACAUUGCGCUGUUGUUCCCCAACUUUGGCGAGCAAUUGCGAGAAAAAUUGGCCUGGUGCUUGCCCGUGGAAAACGCACCCCUGGGGCCUUCCAACAGAAUCACGCUAUCCAUUCCUGUCAUUUGCCACGCUCUGAGGGUGACUUUUGUUGUGGAAGGUUUGACAAAGGCUCCCGUGAUGCGUAUUAUCAUGGAACGACCCGAAAAGGGUUUGCCCAGCUCUAUUGUCAAUGAGAGCGCUGCGGGCCGUGUCACUUGGUUUGUCGACGAUGCUGCUUUGAACGACUGCUACGAUGUGACCAAGAAAAAGUACAAGUUCUUGAGCAUUGCCGACCCGUCUUUGUAA
Messenger RNA from Clavispora lusitaniae ATCC 42720, 1020 nucleotides. RefSeq lists its product as uncharacterized. The record is from RefSeq and is a predicted model, not a curated record. Gene Ontology annotation, biological process: pentose-phosphate shunt; carbohydrate metabolic process. Gene Ontology annotation, molecular function: 6-phosphogluconolactonase activity. NCBI's taxonomy places the organism in Eukaryota, Fungi, Ascomycota, Pichiomycetes, Serinales, Metschnikowiaceae.